Molecule: messenger RNA, 750 nt
Organism: Gossypium raimondii (Peruvian cotton)
Lineage: Eukaryota; Viridiplantae; Streptophyta; Magnoliopsida; Malvales; Malvaceae
Exons: 2
Coding region: 1-750 (249 amino acids)
Source: RefSeq, a predicted model, not a curated record
AUGUUAGGUGUUCCAGAAUCAAUUGUUCCUUCGCAAUCAUCUCGAGGAACCAAAAGGAAAUGGGUUCCAGAAGAAGAUGCAGCACUAGUUUCCUGCAUGGUGGACUUGCACAAUGUUGGGACAUUUAACGCUGAUACGGGGUUCAAAGCCGGUUACUUAAACGAGUUAGAAAAAAUGUUAGAGAAGGCUUUACCCAACGCGAUGUUGAAGGCAAGACCUAAUAUCGAGUCAAGGAUUAGGUUACUGAAAAGAGAUUGGUUAAUAGUGUAUGACAUGCUUAAUGGCCAAAACAAUAGCGGUUUUGGUUGGGAUGACCAUAGGCAGGUCAUUGUUGCUGAAGAUGCGGUUUGGGACUCUUAUUUAAAGUUCAAACAUCGUAGUUUCCCUUACUACGACCAACUUACUGCUAUAUACGCAAAAGAUCGAGCGACUGGGAAAGACGCUCAAACAGCCGCUGACGUUCUUGAAGAAAUAAAUGCUGAGGAUGUACCUUCUGCAGAUAUUAAUGAAGACAGAAACGAAUACUAUGAUUGCGAUGCUAAUGUCUCUUUCAAUGACAUGGAUGUUUCUGCCACGGAGCCGCAAACAGACAAAAACCAAGGGGGUUCCUCAUCUUCAAAGAGGAAAAAAAAGAAUUCUGAUGCAACUGGUCAUUUUUCUUCUUCGAUUAAUGAUCUUGCCACUUUAUUGGUCGAAAACAUGCGGCAAUUGGCGAACAAAUCAAGAGGAGUAUUGCCUCCGAUGUGGUAG